AAGUCAAAACAUUCGAGGCGUGGAAACUCGCAACCGAAACCAGCAGAUAGAAACUCGAAACUGGAAAAGGGGCGAUUAGUUUGGAUACGGCCGUCCCGAAGAUGGGUCGCUCCUCUGCUGCGCUGGCACGUCGCACCAGCAGCGGAGCAAUACACUUGGCUUUGGUAUUGUAUCUGUUAAGUGUUCACUUCAUUGGGAUCGAAGCUCAACAUGAAGAUUCAGGGACCAGUUCUGAAGAGGGUCGAGCUGACGACCCGAUAGGUCAAGAAUCGGAUACAAGUGAAAUGCGGAGGCCGCGGCCUUUCAACUUGAUCGCUCCACGGCCGGCUUCUAACGUAGUAGGAGUUUCAACUACUCCCCCAAGUCCAACAUUAGCGGGAGGUAUUCUCAACGAUGUUGAACACGAACCAGGAUUGGUUUGGCCUACGGUGACAAUACCGGCAGCCACAACCCCGUCGACUUCGGAUGAGAGCGGCCCACCCUUGACCAGCGGUCGUCUCAUGGCUCACCUUCAGCGAAUCACAGAGAGGCUGUCAUCGAUGGAAUCGCUACAAAUUCAGACACUGCGCAAACUAGAGGGAAUUGACUACCGUUUAACGCGUGUGGAAGUACAAAUGCAAGAACGCGGAGACUCGGUGCGCAACCUGGCCGCCGACACUUCGAGGCGGCUGCAACAAUUAGAGAGCGAUGUUGGACGAAUUGAAACUCUACUAGAUGUGGUGCGAGACGAGUCAGUUGCUAUUCGUACCGGUCAGGCUGAGCUCAAACACAUCAUAACACAAUCUGGUGGAGCCCAAGCCCCGGCAAGAAUGACGGAAAGUGACGUUCCAGCUCCCCGUCUUCAAGUACUCUUGGCUGGAAUGAACAGUCUUAGAACGACAACAAAUAACCUACGGGAUGAACUGUUACUUAUCAGCAAGAACGUCAGUGUUAUGGCCAACCUGACCAAAAUUGUCGAAAAACGGAGCGAUGAUUUCGCUACAAAACAAGAUCUGCAUCGUGGAAUUACUGCACUAAAGAGCCAAGAUUCCACACCGGCCAGGACUCUUUCACAUUUCAUACAACCUGGCGCUUGUCCUUCCGAACGACCAAGUUUACCGCGUGAUUGUCACGAUGCGCUUAAUAAAGGUGGGCGCCACCUUAUGUCGGGAAUCCAGCGGAUUCAACCAUUAUCUUCUUCUGCACCCUUUUUUGUUCAAUGUGACAUGGAAACUCGCGGAGGAGGAUGGACGGUUAUUCAAAAUCGCUUUGAUGGUUCAAUUAAUUUUCUACGGGGCUGGAAUGAUUACAAACAAGGAUUUGGCAAUAUGGCCACCGAAUUCUGGCUGGGUCUCGAAAAAAUCCACAUGAUUACGAAUCAAGGAGUCUACGAGCUCUUAAUCGAACUGACAGAUUUCGGUCUGAAUCAAGCCACUGCCCACUACACCGCUUUUGCUAUUGGGUCUGAUGCUGAAGGUUACGACAUUCGCCUACUGGGAACCUACGAGGGUGACGCGGGUGAUUCCCUCUCGUACCAUACAUCCAUGAAGUUCUCUACCGCAGACAACGAUCAGGAUCAAUGGUUAGACGGAAACUGUGCUCGCGAUCACACUGGAGGUUGGUGGUAUCGAGGAUGCGAUACAAGCAACUUAAACGGGCAAUAUCUGAACGGCCCCGUACCUCAAGAAUUUGAAUACAAGGGGAUGUACUGGUACGAUUACCAGGGGCCUCAAUACUCUUUAAUGAAGUCUAGAAUUAUGAUUCGACCCUUUUUCAAUGCGGUUGUGCUAAGUGCACAACCGGGCGGAACUACAGUUAAGCCUCGAUCUCCACAAGUACCGGCUCCACCUGGUAACCAGGGACGACCUACUUUCGGUCCAAAGUUACCGAAUCAACAAAGCCAGAAGCCAAAGAAGAAAAAGGAGAUGGAGUGAUCGGAAAAAAAAUAUACAUAUAUAUAUCUGACGCAGAAACAGAAGCUUUACAACUAACUGCCAACCGGCUGGCCCAGGUGGACAACGUGAGACGACUAUUCUUCCUGGUCUUCCGACUUAUAAACCCAACUGGGAAACCCAUUUUGACACAAUAAUACACAGACGCACCAGUACCAAAAA
Daphnia pulicaria is the source of this 2093-nucleotide messenger RNA. Its product is annotated as fibrinogen C domain-containing protein 1-like. The record is from RefSeq and is a predicted model, not a curated record. Bases 102 to 1913 code for a protein of 603 amino acids. The transcript has 10 exons. NCBI's taxonomy places the organism in Eukaryota, Metazoa, Arthropoda, Branchiopoda, Diplostraca, Daphniidae.